AUGUGUAACACUAAAAAGUUACAACAAAAAUUGAACUUGCAAAGAACUGACAACAUUGUAUCUUCUAUUCUUGCAAACCCUCAAUCUAAGCGUUCUUCUGCAAGAUUUAGGUCUCUUCAGGGAACAGGAGCAGGUGCGUGGCUUGACUCAAUACCACAAUCAGCGAAGUUUGCAUUAAAGCCUGGCGAGUUUCGUCUUGCAACACGCUUGAGACUGGGUUGUGAAAUGCCCUUGGGAUCUGUUGUGUCAACCUGUGAAUGCGGAAAAGAUGUUGACAGAGAUGGCUAUCACCUUCUAACAUGCAAGAGCGGGGGCGGACCUGUCUGGACUCACGAAACACUGUCCAGUGUAUGGAGCAGCUGCCUACAACAACUUAAAAUGACACACCAAAGGGAACCAAGGAAUUGCUACAUUAAUAGUAAUGAUAGACCUGAUAUCAUUGCAUUUGAUGCACAAUCUGGUUGCGAUAUCGAAUUGGACAUUUCUGUGGCUCACCCAUGGGCACAACAGAUUCUUUCUCAAGCAGCUUUGGAAGAUGGUGCAGCUGCAUCCAAAAGAGAGCUUGAAAAGGCACAGAAAUAUGGUGGUGAGUGGAACAUGUGGGGUCGCACCUCUAACUGCAUUGCCUUGGUUUUCGAACAUUUUGGAAGAUGGGGACAAGAUGCUGUUGACUUUCUCAAUCGCUUGUCACACCAGUCAACAGAUGAAGAUGGAAGAUCAAAUGGCAGAGAGUUCAAGACGUACUGGCGUCGCUGUUUAUCAAUAGCUUUACAAAGAUGCAAUGCUAAUGUUUUAUGUAAAAAAUUAGGAAGAGUAGUACGAUCAAAGGACUCAACUGAACCGUGUUUUGCUAAUUAGAUAGAUUGAUAAAGUAGCCCAUUAUGGGCUCUUAGACUUUGUGAUUUUAGUUCUAAUUGUCUUAGACUGUAAUAGCGAUGAUGUGUGAAAAUAUAUGUAUUGA
This is a messenger RNA of Corticium candelabrum, 961 nucleotides long. RefSeq lists its product as uncharacterized. The transcript has a single exon. NCBI's taxonomy places the organism in Eukaryota, Metazoa, Porifera, Homoscleromorpha, Homosclerophorida, Plakinidae. The record is from RefSeq and is a predicted model, not a curated record. Bases 1 to 858 code for a protein of 285 amino acids.